This is a messenger RNA of Penicillium soppii, 639 nucleotides long. RefSeq lists its product as uncharacterized. The record is from RefSeq and is a predicted model, not a curated record. The coding region runs from base 1 to 639 and encodes 212 amino acids. The transcript is spliced from 3 exons. Lineage: Eukaryota; Fungi; Ascomycota; Eurotiomycetes; Eurotiales; Aspergillaceae.
AUGCCUAAUCACCAUUACGAGUCGGUCUAUACUACGACUGGCGAGGUGUCAUCGCUAAGAGAUGUUUCUUCGAGAUGGAAAGUGGCAGCGGCCUGUUUUGGUGCUUUACAGCUGUUGGGAUAUAUGAUGCUGGCCAUCGUGAUCGGUUACCCUCCUCAGGAACUACAACUCAACACCGCGGUGUCGACGUAUUGCGCAUUCUUCUUGAUCGGAGGGUCGUGCUGCGGAUUGGUAUGGAUUGCUUGUGUUCAAAGGAAGCACAAACGCUUCAUAAACCAUGCCCUGCUCAUUCCAUAUGCCACCUUCAACACCCUCGCACUCAUCAAUAUCUUACUGCACAUCCUAGCACACGAUCUCCACUUGAACACCCUGCGACUUGUAGGAAUCUGCCUACCAACUGCCUUCUCCGUGUGUUAUACUAUUGUUGCUUUGUUGAUAUACCGCGACUAUCACCGCGAAGCGGAGAGCAGCAGGCCGCUCCUCAGUGACGAGGAGCUGCAACGACUACAGCUGCUUCGUCUGUUGAAGAAACAAAGUUCAAGUGCUCCAUCUGCUGAUCUUGUGCGGAAUACCUACCGAUUUGACCUGCCUGAUGAUGAUGAUGGAGAAACGCGUAAUCCUGGAAAUGGAACCCACUGA